UAAUUUUGUCUCUUUCUUUAGGAGAACAUUCUGUUUUUGUUUGCCUCGCUUAUUAACUGAAUGUACCAGUUAUGAUGAAGCCCGUUGCGACCCAGUAAAACCACUGGUGCAACAAACAGCGUGUUUGGCUUCGCAGAGAGGAAGCUGUCUGCGGUCUGAAGUGCUGAGCGAUUGAAAGGUGCAGUGCGGGCUCUUCCUCACUCAAUGUCAACGUCUCUUGGCUGACCCAGCGCGCGAUCAAGCUUCAAAUCUCCGUGAUUUAUAACGAAUUGAUGCGUUCGUAAUAAUAAAAAAACUGACAGCAGUUAACUGUUUAGCCCCAUAGAGAGAACGAAACUUUAAAAUGGUUAGUCUAAUUUCAUUUUAGCUUUUCACGUUUUUAGAGAAACUAUUUUAGAAGUUAUCGAUCUGAUGAUAAUCUGUGUCUUUGACAGCAACUGAGACGGCACCUCCGCUUUCCGCUUCCCUUUCGACAUAACCAAUCAGCAGCGGCAGCUCCUCCUGAAGCUCCUCCCCUCUCCCCAUGCCUCGCUCCUUCCUGGUCAAGAGCAAGAAGGCAGGAUGUCACACUCCGCGCUGUGCGGAGGACAGGCGCCACUCAGUACCCGACCCGUGCGCCGUCGUGCUGUCGGAAAGGACACCAUUUCCCAGAAUCCCCUCUUCUAACGGUUACCCCGUUGUCAUGGUUACGGAGACGGGCGACUCGCCACCUUCACACCUCUCACCCAUGCUUCCUGUUGCACCUUGGUCUGCAGGCCAGCCCAGGCAAGAUGUGGACCCUCUCCCGGCCGGGUGGUCCCAGCCCCCCCCGAACUCCAGGGUCCCCCCGAAAGAGCGGGAGCUGGAGAGGCUGCUCAGCAUGCUGCCGAACCCCAAACAGGGGGCUGGGGGGCGAAACGGGGGGGCAGAGGAAGUGGUCUGCACGCAACGCAGCGGGCUCAAAUCAGUCCCCAGCCCCUGCCCUCUGUGCAGGAAGAUGCUCUCCUCUGCCGACGGUCUGGAGGCUCACCUGCACAGGUCACAUGUCAGCUGGCUCACUCUCCCAUUGGGUGCAUACGCCAAGGUCAAUGACCAGACGUACGUCUUCAGGCCAGAGCUGGGGCAGCACAGCAGGGCCAAGGAGAGGAGUUUCAGCUGUAAGGAAUGCGGAAAGACCUUCAAGCGCUCGUCCACCCUGUCCACGCACCUGCUGAUCCACUCGGACACGCGGCCCUACCCCUGCCAGUACUGCGGCAAGAGGUUCCACCAGAAGUCCGACAUGAAGAAGCACACCUUCAUACACACAGGUGAGAAGCCCCACGUGUGCCAGGUGUGCGGAAAGGCCUUCAGCCAGAGCUCCAACCUCAUCACGCACAGCCGCAAGCACAGCGGCUACCAGCCCUUCACCUGCGCCCGCUGCCACGCCGGCUUCCAGCGCAAGGUGGACCUGCGGCGCCACCAGGAGCUGCACUGCGGGUACUACCGCGCCGAGGACCCCGCCCAGCACAUCGAGGCUCUGCAGCGCGCGCACCUGGGAGUGCACUGAACACGCACCAGCGACACCAACACACACCUCUCACACGCCUAACACUGAACACCACUGAACACACGCCUCUCACUGAACACCACUGAACACACGCCUCUCACACGCCUAACACUGAACACCACUGAAAACACGCCUCACACUGAACACCACUGAAAACACGCCUCUCACACGCCUAACACUGAACACACGCCUCACACUGAACACCACUGAACACACGCCUCUCACACGCCUAACACUGAACACCACUGAACACACACCUCUCACUGAACACCACAGAACACACGCCUCUCACACGCCUAACACUGAACACCACUGAA
Molecule: messenger RNA, 1842 nt
Organism: Anguilla rostrata (American eel)
Lineage: Eukaryota; Metazoa; Chordata; Actinopteri; Anguilliformes; Anguillidae
Product: zinc finger protein Gfi-1b-like
Exons: 6
Coding region: 524-1525 (333 amino acids)
Biological process (GO): regulation of gene expression
Cellular component (GO): nucleus
Source: RefSeq, a predicted model, not a curated record